This is a messenger RNA of Tribolium madens (black flour beetle), 1325 nucleotides long. RefSeq names its product putative tricarboxylate transport protein, mitochondrial (gene sea). Bases 205 to 1152 code for a protein of 315 amino acids. The transcript is spliced from 4 exons. Gene Ontology annotation, biological process: mitochondrial citrate transmembrane transport. The record is from RefSeq and is a predicted model, not a curated record. NCBI's taxonomy places the organism in Eukaryota, Metazoa, Arthropoda, Insecta, Coleoptera, Tenebrionidae.
UAAAAAAGACAUUGCCCUGUCCUAAAUUCCAACAUUUUCCAAAUGUCAACAAACCUCUGUCAAAUCGUACUGCAGUUUUGACAACUGUCAAGUCAUGUUUACAAAAAUAUUUGUUUUUCCGUGAUUUAGUAACAUUCCUGAUACGAAUCUCAAGGUCACGCCGACUUCUGUGUCACUUUAUUUACUCAAAGAAGCCCCAACAAGAUGCAACCCAAUCGACGAGAUUUUCGAAACCCCUUUCCAAGACCGUGGAUGCGGGACACGGCAGCGGCAGCCCCCGCCUCGGGGAACAUCGGCCUAAAGGGCAUCGUCGCAGGGGGGCUCACUGGAGGCAUCGAGAUUUGUAUUACCUUCCCUACGGAGUAUGUUAAGACACAAUUGCAACUCGAUGAGAAAGGGGGGCGCAAACAAUACGACGGAAUUGUGGACUGUGUUAAGAAGACUGUCAAAAAUCACGGGUUUUUCGGGCUCUAUCGGGGCCUAAGUGUCCUCAUCUAUGGGUCUAUACCCAAAAGUGCAGUCAGAUUCGGGACUUUUGAAUAUUUGAAAAAGCUCGCAAUGGACGAGAAAGGGGCCCUCACCCCAUCGGGUCGCCUCCUCUGUGGCCUCGGCGCCGGCGUUUGCGAGGCAAUUUUGGCCGUGACGCCAAUGGAAACGAUAAAAGUGAAAUUCAUCAAUGACCAACGCAGUGGUAAGCCCCGUUUUCGGGGUUUUUUCCACGGUGUCAGUAUGAUAAUUCGUGAACAAGGCAUCGGUGGCAUCUACAAAGGCCUUGUUCCUACCAUUCUCAAGCAGGGUUCCAAUCAAGCAAUCCGAUUUUUCGUUAUGGAAACGUGCAAGGAUCUGUAUCGGGGCGGUGACCCCGACAAGAAAGUCCCCAAGGCUGCAGUGGGGGCUUUCGGGGCCCUAGCCGGGGCGUGUUCGGUGUUCGGGAAUACACCGAUUGAUGUCGUCAAGACGAGAAUGCAAGGCUUGGAGGCACACUUAUAUAAAAACACAAUGGAUUGUUUCUUGAAGAUUUGGAAAAAUGAAGGGCCAUUUGCGUUUUAUAAAGGGACAGUGCCGAGGCUGAGCCGAGUCUGUCUUGAUGUUGCUAUCACGUUUAUGAUUUAUGACAGCAUCAUGGAUAUUUUCCAUAAAGUGUGGCCUUGAUUUUAUGACAAGAUAUAGAUUUUAUGAUGGUUUAAAUGUGUGGGAGGGGUGGUGACGUAAAUUAUGUUUUGUUUAAUUUAUUUGAUGCUUGUUCAAUGUUUCGUGUUGUUAAGUUUUGUCAUAAAAUGCCAUUUGUAUGAAAUUUUAUUAUAAGGGACAUGUUUUAAAACUUA